AUGGUCGGCGAAACUAUCGGCGAGGCAGCGGACAUCCCCACAGACCACGACCACGAUGAGUCAGACUGGCUCUUAGGCUACGACUCAGACUCAGGGCCUAGCGAGGAUGGCGACAGCACGCAGUCCGACAGCAGCAGCAGCGACUCGCAGCGCACGCUGAUACCUUCCUCGACCGUGAGCAGCAACCAGACGUCAAGGGCACGCCGACGUAGGGGCCGACAUUACCAAGCCUAUCCCGCCACAUACGGCGCCCGUCACGUGACGGGCCGUGGCCGAGGAGGAGGACCACACAGCUUGAUCAAGCGCUGCCUUGCCGCCGCCGCCCUAGUAGCGCUGAGCGUUUUGCUUUCUGUCGGCAUUGCCUGCUGGCUACUGUUCCAGCCCCCCGACCGCUGCGACUGCCCGCUGCCGCCUGCGACGCCGACAACGCCCGACAGCCAACAGAGAACCGUCACCUGA
Messenger RNA from Lasiosphaeria miniovina, 459 nucleotides. RefSeq lists its product as uncharacterized. The transcript has a single exon. The record is from RefSeq and is a predicted model, not a curated record. NCBI's taxonomy places the organism in Eukaryota, Fungi, Ascomycota, Sordariomycetes, Sordariales, Lasiosphaeriaceae. Bases 1 to 459 code for a protein of 152 amino acids.